AGAUUGAAGGAAAACAACAAAUCUCUUUGACUUUAAACCUUAAGUUUGGCCUAGUGGAAAACCCGCCAACUUGGGUUAUUUCUUACAUAUCCAAACAAACCAACCCCAACGCGCUCUCUCUCUCUCUGAUUUCUCGAAGAAAAAUAUUGUUUUGGAGAGAUCCUUGUCUUGAAGUUUCCAAAUCUAGAAGAUGCAUGAUAACUAACAAGGAACAAUUCAAUAACGUUGUCACCCAAACAGAACCUAUGCAUUAGCUGGUUAUUUCCUAGUCCCUGGAGAUUUCUAUGAAAUUAAGAACCCUUCCUUGACUGUAUCUAAGCCAUUUCUGCUUCGAAACAUAGCAAACUGAACGAGCAAACAUACAAAUCAAUCUAAAGUCUAUCAAGUCCCUCCAACAACAGCCCUGAAAGAUCACAUACUCAUCUGAGAACGGAAUCUUAAGAGUUGGAAAGAUGCAACAAGAUAAGGGGCAAGUUGAAGGGGAGCUGAGGAAUUUAAAGCAGAGGCUGGAUGUAGCAGAAAGGGAAAGAGAUAGAGCACGUGAUGAGCUUAAAGAGAUGAAGAAGGUUGCCGAUGAGUCAAAUUCCAGGUUAAAAGAAGCAAUGUCUAAUGGGAAGGUUGCUGAUAUUUUUGUGGAACUCAAUUCAGUAGUGGAAUCAUUGUCAAAAUCAAAUCAAGAGUUGAAGAUCAAAGAAAUGGCUAUCACAUCCUUGAAAGCUGAAGUUGGAAAGCUACGAGAGGCGGAGGCCAAAUUGCUAGAGAAAGAUAGCUCUUUGGAAAAACUGAACAAAGAAUUAAGUAAUGUUAAAUCAACCGAGGCACGUACAUUGGAUUUAUUAUCCCAUAGCAAGAAAAGAAUUCAAGAACUUGAGGCUGAGGUACAGAAAGGGAACGAAGCAGAAACGAAGUUCCUAGAUUCAUUUGCCGCCCAAACGAAGCAGCUUGAGCAGACCAAGAUACUGCUUGAAGAAUCGAAGCUUGAGAUUACUUCCCUUCGCAAGCAGGUAGAGGAGUUGGGGAAACAUGAUGGAGAUAAAGUUUCAUUGCAAAAAGAAUUAGAGAGUCUCAAGUCUGAACUUCACCUGGAAAGACAGAACCGGACUCAUGAUCAGGAGGGCGAAAAACAUUCGGCAUCGAAGACCAAGAGUCUACUCGAGGAGAUGGAAUUGCUUAAACGUGAACUGAAGCUAGCAAAUGAAGCAGAAGAGAACAGCAAGAAGGCAAUGGAUGGCUUGGCAAUGGCGCUAACAGAAGUUGCCACAGAAUCCACUCAAACAAGGGAGAAGCUCAAGUUAACCCAGGAAGAGCUGGAGCGCUUCAAAAAGGAGGCAGAAAUCUUGCAGGAGAACAUAAAUAGCUUUGAGGACAAGUAUAGAACUCUUUUGAAUGAAGAAAGGAAAGAAGCGGAUCGAUAUAGAAAAACAGCAGAGAGGUUGCAAAUAGAGGCUGACGAGUCGCUUCUGGCAUGGAAUGCGAAAGAGACAGGUUUUGUCGAUUGUAUCAAAAGAGCUGAAGAGGAAAAGUCAUACGCAUGUGAAGAGAACAAUAAACUUCUUGAAUUGCUUAGAACAGCCGAGAACAUGAACGAGAUAGCUAAACAAGAGAAUCAGAAGGUGCGCGAUAUACUUAAACAGGCCCUGAAUGAAGCUAAUGUUGCAAAAGAAGCUGCCGGGAUUGCCAGGGAUGAAAAUUCCCAACUCAAAGACGUCUUAGCUGAAAAAGACAAUGCUUUGGUUUUCAUUACUCAAGAGAACGAAAACCUUAGGAUCAAUGAAGCUGCAACUCUCGAGCAAAUUAAAGAGUUGAAGCAGUUUCUCUCUGAAGCAUCGGAAAGGGAGCUUAAAGUAGAAGAUAAGGAAAACCAACUCAAGGAAAAGCCACAGAAUGCAGAGGAGAAACAGGACAAAGACGGCAAGAAACUGGGCCGUACAUGGAGUUUCAGUCUUAAAGAGCUAAUAAUUCCAAACAAACACAGGGAUGUAGAUGAGAACAACAAAACUACAGAUAAACAAAAAAACAAUGAUGAGGACGAGGACUCUGAAAAUCCUGAUCUACUUAGGGGAUCAAUAUUUGAUAAGCAAGCAGAAUCACCAACCGCAGCAGUGCCUCGCAUGAAAAAAUUAACAAAUGUUGGAGAAGAAACAAAACCGGGUAAUUAUGACCAUAUAGACGGGGCUCAUACCAAUGACCCAGAGAGUGAAAGAAACUCUACGAGAAAAAGAGCAUAUAUACGAAGAUUUGGUGAUAUUCUACUGAGGAGAGGAGGAUCACACAGAAGGGGACAAUCAGUUGGUGGUGAAUAACCAUUUGUACUUGUUGUCUACAUGCAUUUAAUUUUGUUUCAGUGGUAUACAUAGUUUAUCUUUUUUCACAA
Populus nigra (black poplar) is the source of this 2374-nucleotide messenger RNA. RefSeq lists its product as uncharacterized. The transcript is spliced from 3 exons. The record is from RefSeq and is a predicted model, not a curated record. Bases 453 to 2303 code for a protein of 616 amino acids. NCBI's taxonomy places the organism in Eukaryota, Viridiplantae, Streptophyta, Magnoliopsida, Malpighiales, Salicaceae.